Messenger RNA from Spathaspora passalidarum NRRL Y-27907, 2552 nucleotides. Its product is annotated as tRNA dihydrouridine synthase. Gene Ontology annotation, biological process: tRNA processing. The record is from RefSeq and is a predicted model, not a curated record. Lineage: Eukaryota; Fungi; Ascomycota; Pichiomycetes; Serinales; Debaryomycetaceae. Bases 854 to 1873 code for a protein of 339 amino acids. Gene Ontology annotation, molecular function: tRNA dihydrouridine synthase activity; flavin adenine dinucleotide binding; RNA binding. The transcript has a single exon.
AUAUCACCAAGCAAUAACCAUGACUACACCAGAAAAGAGACCAAUAGAAGAGGAUAUCUCCUCCUCCUCCGACUCUAAGAAACCCCACACAGAAGUUACACCACAAACCUAUAUCAAAGGUGUUGCCGCCAUCAAGUCGGAAUUUCUCAUCUCCACUACCCCAGCACCAGCCUAUGACGAUGAUGCCGCUGAAGCCACUGCCGAACGUGACUCCGCUGCUGGCCCCGUACAAUCUAAGAAACGCCGUGGACAAAACAAGAAGCGUGACCUCAAGCAGAAAAGUGACAAUCUCAGAUUAUGUUCCAGUUUAUUGGACCCCGCCAACCCCAAAGAAUGCCGAUUUGGAGCUGAUAAAUGUAUAAAGACCCAUGAUAUUGAAUUAUACCUCAACUCGAAACCUGAGAAUAUCGAAGGUGUAUGUCCAGUUUACAAGGCCAUCGGAUACUGUCCGGCUGGUGUGAAAUGUAGAUGGUUACCUUCCCAUUACAAUUCCGAAUCCAAGACUUUACUUCGUGAUGAACAAGUGAUAGAAGCGGCCAAAAUCAACAAUUACGAAAUCAACAAGAUUGACAAUGAUGCCAAGUACCAACUCAGAAAGAAAACAUACAAGUUCACCAUCUCCGACCCAGUCAUCGCUUACUUGGACUCGCAAGUUCAAAACGACGAAAACUUGGCCAAGAUGGAAGAACGCAAGGACAACGCCGCCACCUACGUGGAAGCACCAUUCAAGAUUGCUGAAAAGAAAAAGCUCAACUUGAACAGGGCCAAGAUCGUGUCACCAUUGACCACUGUGGGUAACUUGCCAUACCGUCGUCUUAUGAAGACUCUUGGUGCUGACGUAACAUACUCGGAAAUGGCACUUGCAGUUCCAUUAAUCCAAGGUACAAACCCAGAAUGGGCAUUGCCAAAGGCCCAUUGUUCCGAAUAUCCUGGGUUCGGAGUCCAAAUUGCCGCAUCAAAACACUGGAUGGCUGCAAAAGCUGCCGAAACAAUCUACAAAGAAACUUCCAACGUGUCCGAGUUGAACUUGAACUGUGGAUGUCCUAUUGAUUUGUUAUACCGUCAAGGUCAAGGGUCAGCCUUGCUUGAUCAACCAUCGAGAUUGAUGCGUAUCUUGCGUGGUAUGAAUGCAAGUUCCGGUGAUAUCCCCGUGACAGUCAAGAUUAGAACCGGUACCAAAGAUGGAAAGAAUACCGCCAAGUCAUUAGUGGAACGUGUGUUGAAAGAAGGCGAUGUGGCUGCAAUUACCUUGCAUGGUAGAUCAAGACAACAGAGAUAUACUAGAGAAGCCGAUUGGGAGUACAUCAGUGAAGUCGGUCAAGUUGUCAAGCAAUGGAACGACAAGAAGGAAGAAGACAAGGAAUCCAGUGACACCCCACGCACAUUUUUUGUUGGUAACGGUGAUGUCUUCACUCAUUUAGACUGGCAUACUGCUGUUGACACCGAUGGUAUUGAUUCCGUUAUGGUUGCCAGAGGUGCCCUUAUCAAACCAUGGAUCUUUGAAGAAGUUGAAGCGGGCCAAUACUUGGACAAAUCCGCUAGUGAAAGAUUAGACAUUUUGAAAACAUAUGCCGAUUUCGCCAUUGAACAUUGGGGAUCCGACGAUUAUGGUGUUGGGUUAGCCAGAAGGUUCAUGUGUGAGUUCUUGAGUUUCACCCAUAGAUAUAUCCCCGUGGGGAUCUUAGAACGUCUUCCUCCAAAGAUCAACGAACGUCCUCCUAAGUGGAUGGGAAGAAACGACAUGGAAACCUUGCUUGCCAGUACCGACUAUAAGGACUGGAUCAAGAUCACCGAAUUGUUCUUGGGUAAAGCAGGUGAAGACUUUCAAUUUAUUCCUAAACACAAAAGUAACGCGUAUGAACAAGAUCGAUAGAUUUUAUACAAAACACAGAACUAUACAUAUAUAUAUUCUUUUCCACCUAUCUCUUUUUAGCAUCGCCCUUACUAGACAAUUCUUCAUAAUCAUUAGAUAAACUGUUGGCUUGGCCCUUUAAUAUGUCCAAAUCCUCUUCCUUUCCAGCCAAUUCCUUUCUCAACUUCUUGACAGUUUCAGAUUCCCCACUGUCCUUCUUGGUAGCCUUUAAAUCGUCCAACUUAUCCUUGGUAGCAAUCAAUUCUGCCACUAACGAAUAAGUUCUAAUCAAAAUCAAAUGAAGGAACAAAGUGAACCCACAAAGGUACAUAUUCCUUUGAGCAUAGAAUCUUCUAGCUUGAACUUCACCACGGUCGUUGACAACGGCAGCACCGCCGUGUUGGCCAUGAUGACCACCGGCAUGUUGUAAUUCCAUAGUUACAGCAUAGACUCUAUUUACAGAAUCAAUAAACAAUACGGCUACGAAACCCAAGACACACUUUAACGCAAUCUGGAAUUGCUCGUUGCGGAAAGGUAACGAUACCGUGGUGAGCACUUUUCUCCUAAUUGCUCGGGGGUAUGGUAACAGGAGUAUACCAAAGAACACCAUCUCGGUGACUAAAAGACCAAAAACGAUACUGUAAUAUAACGCCAUUGCAAUUGUUUGAAGAAGACGAGUAACAAUUGAUUGAUGAAUUUC